Molecule: messenger RNA, 2757 nt
Organism: Labrus mixtus (cuckoo wrasse)
Lineage: Eukaryota; Metazoa; Chordata; Actinopteri; Labriformes; Labridae
Product: lathosterol oxidase-like
Exons: 4
Coding region: 46-945 (299 amino acids)
Molecular function (GO): iron ion binding; oxidoreductase activity
Source: RefSeq, a predicted model, not a curated record
UCCUUCUACAAGGUUCUUUCUGUGUUUCUCUUUACAGAUUCAAUCAUGGAUCUGGUGCUGAAUGUUGCCGACUACUACGUCCUCACCCCGUACGUGUACCCCGCGUCGUGGCCCGAGGACGGGGCCCUGCGGCAGAUCAUCAGCCUGCUGGUGCUGACCAACCUUGGGGCUGCCGUCCUGUACCUGGGCCUGGGAGUCAUCGCCUACUUCUUCGUCUUCGACCACAAUCUGAUGAAACACCCGCACUUCUUGGAGAAUCAAGUCCAGAGGGAGAUCAAAUAUGCAAUGACCUCUCUUCCCUGGAUCAGCAUUCCCACGGUGGCCUUGUUUUUCGCUGAAGUUCGAGGAUACAGCAAACUGUACGACAAUGUCAGCGACUCUCCGCUGGGUUGGCCCGGCCUCUUCCUCAGUAUGAUGUCCUUCCUAUUUUUCACCGACAUGUGUAUCUACUGGAUCCAUCGCUUCCUGCAUCAUAAGCUGAUCUACAAGUUAUUCCACAAGCCGCACCACUUAUGGAAGAUCCCCACUCCCUUCGCCAGCCACGCCUUCCAUCCAGUGGACGGCUUCAUGCAGGGUCUCCCGUACCACAUCUACCCGUUCCUCUUCCCCCUCCACAAGGUGCUCUACCUGGCCCUCUACGUUUUCGUCAACAUCUGGACCAUCUCCAUCCACGACGGGGACUACCGCGUCCCCAGCGGUCUGACGGACGUCAUCAACGGCUCCGCCCACCACACCGACCACCACCUGUUCUUCGACUACAACUACGGACAGUACUUCACUCUGUGGGACCGCCUGGGGGGCUCCUACAGGUACCCCUCCGCUCUGUUGGGGAAGGGUCCUCAUGAUCUGAUCCGGAAACUUCAAGCAGAGGGGAAGUUGGGGGAUGACGGAGUGAAGGCGAACGGGCAGGGGAACGGACACGCUCAGAGAUCUAAGGAGGAGUAAGAGUGGAUCUUUUCUGAAAGUGAUUUUUUAUUUUUGUAAGGACAAUGAACUCUACAGAUCCUCAGCCUGGAAACAUGUCAGAACUUCACUUUAAAUUCUUGCCAAAUAAGCUGAUUUGAGAUGUUACUGUGGGAUAAGAUGAACACACGUCUUACCUUUAGGUGAUGUCAGGAGCAAGCUAUGGAUUUACAUUAAUCAUGCCAAUAGAUACAGAGCACACUGACAUCUGGAUUUUUGCAUUAUUGUCUUGCAGUGCAUAUAUUCUGAGAGCUGGAUGAUUCAGUGAAUUUCUGCUUAUUCCACAGACGAGAUUAGCACACAAACUUUUUUGCAAAUUCAUGCUGGACAGGAAUCAGAUUCGGGCCCUAUAGCCGCUCUAAUGUUCAGCACAGAUUAUGAGGUAAUAUGAGGAUUUACAGAUCCAAUCUUAAAACCUCCUAAAUGACUCGCUGAUUCAUGGAUGCUGCCCAAUUAAUUUAGGAUUCCACACUGGAUGGAUAAUAAUACUUUCUAAGCCUGACCAUAACAGCAAAUAACAAAGUUAGGUAGUUUGUUGAAAGAAAACGAACAGAAUGAAAAUUUCGACAGCAAAUUGUUGUCAGUCUCUUCUUUGUUUGCAUGAAUUUGGUUCGGAUGGAAGGCAUUUUUUAUACUCGUAUUUUUGUUAAUCAACUUCUCAUAAUUACGGUAAGCCUUGGGAAUGUGUUCACCAAGGAUCAGUUUCAUGUAAAUCUUGGAUAAAACUUUGUCACUUAAAUGUGAAAUGUAAAAAUGUGUAAAAACCCAAAUGUGAAAAACCCCACUGUUAUUAACAAUCUGGAGGUUUCCUCACAGGACAAGGUGAAAGAGGACUGUAGUUUACUUCCAGAUGCUCAGCGUUGCUUCCUCAGGCAGAGAUCUUGUGGCCUCUUGGUGCAGGUUAGAAGUUAAAAGGUUACUAAGAGGAAAAUGUUUUGCAGCUAACAGCAUCCAGUGGAUGAUGACAUGUAAGCAUCGGCCAUAAACAAGCGACAUUUUUCAUCCAUUUUUAAUCAGGUCAGUCAUUUAAUAGCUGCAGAUUUUUAUCAUUAAAAGCUGUAGUCAGGGUGCAGGUGGAGUAGUGUACUAUCUCUAAAGUAAAGGUGUAAAAAAGCCCCCAAAUAAACCUUAAAAAAACAAAAGCUGUAGUCAACAUUAAGUGUCACAAACACUAAAAUCAUGAAUUGUGAGUCAGACUUAGAGGAUAAAACUCUACAAGUGCUGUAAUUGUUUCCUGGAAAAUGACUCUUGAAUACUUUGCUCUUCUUGAACUCUUAAACUCAAAUCAGUCUAGUCAACAGCGAGAAAUCUGAUUGGUGAACUAAACUUGGUGCCACUAAUGGAGACAAAAACUUGCUAUGAUUGGGCGACAAAUGUAUCAUUUUAAGCUAAGAAAAUGUGAUGAGAAAACUUUGUUGGUUUGUUUGUUUGUUACACCUUCUCCAAGCAUUGUUCAUGUACACUAAUGCUAAUUACAAGGCCCCGAUCAUAAUUACAGAACAGAUGUUAGCGGUGCAGGAAUCAGUGAUCUGGGAAAUGCUGGAGUUAAUUCCAUUAACUUUAGUGUUUUGUAGUUUCUUAUCAAAGUUUUCCAGUGGGUGAACAUGGAUGCAAACGGAGGAAGAUAACAUUAUUUAGCUACAUUUUAAUUACACGCUUCAUGUUUUCUUUCUUUCGAUUGAAAAGUUUGCAUUAUUAACAGUUUGAGAACUUUAAAAAAACCCUCUGCUAUCACUGUUCUUGAACAGAAAGAGCACUUAGAUGAUGAAAAUAAAUGAUUCAUCCAUUUUAAAA